AUGUGCGUCACUCGGCCGUUUCCGGUUUUGCAGCGUCAACGAGUAUCUUUCUUUCGGCAAAGGAGCCGCGCCGCUGUGAGUGCCGUUUGAUAGGUACGUGAGCAGCGCCUGGUUUCAUUGGAUCCGAGAAUUCGGCCCCUCUUCACGUCGUUGUCAGUGACACCUCUGUGUUUGUUUAUUCUGCGGCCAGUCUAUCUCAUCAUUCGAGGUUAAAACUGUGCCUUCCAUGCCGAAGCAUGGAACAUCAAUUAAGCUUUAAGAAUUCUAAAAGUUAGAGACUUCGUACCUAGUUUCGAUAGUCAAUAUUCAUUUGGAACUAUGAAAAGACCAGGCGUGUGCGAGGGGUCCCGACCGUUUUCUGAUCCCGGUUCAGCACGGCCUUAUUGAAGACUCAAGCAAAAACUGAGCCAAAAAGCGCAAUUUUUUUUCUGAGAAAAGGGUACUAUCUUUUUGGUACCUGAAUACUUCGGGAGAGGUAUCGUGAUGCUACCGGGUAUGAUUUCUGACGAGGGUGUGCUUUCCUGUACCAUGAAAGUAGCUAAUAAGUUAUUACCCGGUAGCUACCUCACAAGCGGUCGCUACCCGGCCUGCUUGCAUCGACCUCCCGAUUCACCAUUGCAGAUCUAGCCUGGCCCAAGCCCCCGCAGGAGGACGAAUAUUCCAGAAUUGAGGCACAGCCUAACGCAAAAGCCUUGAGAAGACGUUAAAGUUCUUUAGAAUCUCCAAGGUUAGACACAGCGGAGCUUCUGAAGAAGAAGAACAUCAUUAGGGCGUGAUUUUUCCAGCUAAUUUCUGAGAUGAGCUUGAAAAUCGCCGCGAAGAGCUGUUAAGUAAAUUUAUGUCUCCAAGUCGUAUCGAUCUUCAAAAUAUUUUUUUGGUUUCGAAAGUUGAUGGCUUAGCAAAAAAAUAGAUUGAUGAAAAUUGUUUUUACUUAUUUUCGCAAUAAAUUCUAUAAACAGAAAUUGUCUCAUACAAAAACCGGAAGCUUCAGAAGAUUCGAUAACUUGAUUUUUUAGGUCAUCCUGUUAUUUAGAAAAAAGAAAAGAAGAAGUCGGCAGGAGAGAUGACGCGCUCAAACUGCUUGACCGUUUUGAGCGCCUAAUUUCAGUUGAGCGGCUUGUUCUCUAAAGUGAAAAGAAGUGGCAAAAAACUGUGCGGGCACAGGCUGAAACACGAUGCUCCGCCGUGCAAAAAGGCCGAUGCCGUCUGGGAAUGUGCAACGAAAAUACCUGUCCGGACGGCUUUUGUCUAUUGGGAGUCUUCCCAAAUGUGUGUUCUGAACUUUUUUGCAAGUGUGUUGAAGGCCAAUCGAAUGGUCAAAGAAGCAAAUCAAAAGGUCAAGUUUCCGGGAUGACGGCCGCCAGAAGAGAUAACCUAGAAAUGGGAAGUUGAAUCAGAUUUCCUCGAAAACUAAAUGAGGACGCUUCAAAAAAGGGGUUUUUUUAAAAAUCGUUUUCCGAAAUCGAAAUAGGAGAACAUAAAAAAUGCACUAUUGAAACUUUUUUGCAGUUUGUUCAAAUUGCUUGCUGCAAAAGCUGAAUCCAAACAAAAUUUCGUUUUUUUUUUUUGCUCAGAACGAUUAUUCUGCGAAUUUUUAAGAAAAGCUGUAUACUGGAAACUUACACCUUGAAGGACCUCAACAAGCGUUUAUAAAUCCACAAAGAGCCUACUAGACAGUAUUGUCUAUUUGAAAAGCGGUGGACCUUUAAUAUAUAUUUUUUUUUCUCGUUUCGUGAAUAGGUUCCAGGUUUCAGAUUAAUCUAGAAGAUAUCUUUUAUCAGAUAGUUGAAAUUUAAUUUUCAUUUUUGUCUAGUUUGAUAAAUUUCAGUUUACAAGAUGGGCUUCAAUAUUUUCUCAUUACCCUUAUAAAAAAAUGUAUGUUUUUUUGAGAAUUAAUCGCAAAAAAAUGUUCGAUUUUGAGUCUCUAUAGUAGAACCGAUUUUUUUUGAAUGCCUGAAGAGUACCUGGCGAAUCGCCAAAUGCAACACUCUGUUUGCGUUUGACCGAUCCGUAAGCGGACUUUUUUUUUCUGUCCCACCGGUUUUAGCAAAGUUGCAAGAAAAACUUAAAGAAAAAGAGGGCAACAUGAAAGAAAAACAUAUAACUUUCAAUUCUCCUUUUUCAGUCGGAGUAUCUCAUCAAUAUUACUAAAAAAAAAUUAAUUUAGGCCAAUCAAUUGUAAUUAACUCAAAAGUUAUUUUCGAAGUUCUUCACAAUUUUGCAAAUGAGUGCAAAGACUAUAGAGAUUUUCCUUGUUUGAAAAUGCACGGAAAAAGAAGCCGAGCAGGGAUAAAAGACCCACGGCAUUCCUAAUGGGGUGAGGGAAGGUGAGCGAGGCGUCAAACUUUUUACAAUUUACAAAAUCCGGAUAAAAUGACGUCAUUCUACGUCACAAAUUACAUGAGUAUUCAACGUUAAUAACUUGUUUGUUUGAUCGCCUUUGGCUGCGUACUUGAGAUUUCAAUUUUUGCGCCGAUUUUUGACGUCUUCCGACCCCGUUUGGCAACGCCGUGGACCGAAUAUAUCCGUGAAAAAUGUCUGAAUAGACUGUGUUAUAUACCUUCUCAUGUGGUUCAUGCAGUUAAAGUUUGUGGAAGUAAGAAAAGAACCGAUGGGACAGUUUUCAUGUUUGGAUUUGCGUUGUACUUUACAUAACUUUCUCCGCAAGGUAGAAGAUCGUGGAAGCUAUCACUUUUCGAGCUAGAGAAGAUAAAUCAAUCAUUAACAAGUUCAUUCAGACACUAGCUUUUUUCUGAUGAAAACUGUCUUUGGAUCAAUUCUCUUUAAACGAAGAAGCUUUUAAUAAAACUUCUUUUUAUUUGGUACCUCAGUCCAAAUGAGGCUUUCUUCCUUAUAUGGUCAAGUAGGAGACGCGUUGCCGUUCCGGACGCGGAAAGACGGAGGGGCGUGCUCCACGCGCAGUCGGCCGUGGCAAUUCCGAGGGUCGUCCUGCUGGGUAUAAAGGCGACAGUCGCCGGCCGGAAACCGCAUCCGACGCUUCGGCCGACUUUCCUUCUCAUGUACUCCAAGCUUCUCGCCACGUCCUGCCUCGUGGCGUUUGUACUCGCUGCUCCCUCAAAUGGUAAGAGUUUCUCCUACUUUCUUACUUUCUUCUGUUUGUUCUGAAAGGUGUUUUAUUUUUUUAUCAGUUCAAGCCAAACUUACAAUCCAGAAUGUUCCUCAUUUUCUAGAAGACGGCAAAAGCGAGAAGCGACGACAGUACAUCUCUCCUUUAGCUGGUGCGGCUCAAGUUCCUCGUAACCCUGUGUUUGCGCCUGCUCCCGUGGUUGCUGCGGCUCCCGUGGUAGCGGCGGCUCCAAGUGAGAAUAUUAUCAAUGCUUCAGUUAUGAACAAAAGGCCAAAAAUUCAAAAAAUUGUAUGUCAAAAAUUCUUUAAAUGGUUAAUUUUUUUUCCUACUGUUUUUUCUUCUUCAAAAAAAAAUCGGCUCUCAUUUUUGUCCUACCUUUCAGCCAUUUAAUAUUCACUCUUACCAUUCUCGAUGGAAUUCAUUGAAAAAUUGAAAAAUCUUUUAUCAUAUAAAAAAGUCCUCAAACCUUAUCACAUCGAGACGUUUUUUUUGACUUUUCCAUCUUCCAGUGAUGGUCGCUCGUCCAGCCGUUCCAUUGGCGGCCGCUCCCGUGGCUCCUCUUCUCCAGCCAGCCGUCGUUGCUCCAGUGGCUCCAGUCGGACAGUGUCCAGGAGGACCUUCGCUCCCUAUCGAGUGUGAUCCGAAACGACCAUGGCCUCAGUGCCCUCCGCAAAGCUACUGUUACGCCACCAACAGCGUCGAUAUCGGACCCUACUUCUGCUGCCCAAUCUGUGAGUCGCUUUGCAUUCAGCUUUUUUUUUGAACGACUUCUAAGAGCUAAAAACUGAAAGUUUUCAGAGAGAACUUUUUCCCAUUUGAGCCAUUUUUUCAGCGGUUGUUCAAAACUAGCCGCAAUGAAGUGUAGUUUGGGGUAAACAAUAGCCCCUUUGAGCAACUGUCAAAAUAACGGAGAGCAAAUGAGCUUGUUUCGGCUUUUUUUUUUCAAGGCUGCAGACUGUGCAAACAGCUCCGUGAUUGUUGAUUCCUCUUCCAGAAGGAGCACAAGAUGACGUCACUGCGAAUAGCUUGAACUCAUUUACUGAAAAACUCUGAAUCUUGAGUUGACAGCGGUCUUGAUAGCCUACUUUUUCCAAACACAUACUCAAGUUUUUUUUAUACUGACACUUGAGGUCAGCUUCGAGUUUCGACUACUUUAGAGGGAAAAAAAGGCUUCAUAAACUUCUAAAAAACUAAAACCUUGCGAACGCUGAUCUGCUAGGCAUUUGAAAUAGGUUUCUCUCCACCUUCGACGCAUAUUAAUUGAUAUAACUUCAAAUCAUAUUUUUUCCCUUUUCCGUUACUCCAGCAACUCUACACUAUUUGAACUAUCUUUCCUGUUUCAGGGUCGACUUAUGGAGCUGCCUGGAGACCGGCUACUCCUUUCUACAACUACGUGCCUCCAGUUCCAGCCAACUGGCCCGAGGUGAUGAGAAUGACCGCCAACUGGCCAGCUGCUGCCAUCGGUCUUCCAGUCAAGGCUCGCAAGGUUUGGCUUUCACACUUUCAUUAUUUAUCUCUUCUUUUGUUCGAUUCACUUAUUACCAUUGAACUUCGGUAUUUUCAGCCAGUCACCACUGAAGAGGGAGAAGAAGACCAAGAGGAAAAGGAAAAAAUCGGCUCGUCCAUCAACUCGUGGGUCGAGCGUCAAGCGCGAUUGGUUCGUUUCCGGUGUCUAAGAUGAAAAAUGUUUCCUUUUUCAGUAA
Molecule: messenger RNA, 4791 nt
Organism: Caenorhabditis auriculariae
Lineage: Eukaryota; Metazoa; Nematoda; Chromadorea; Rhabditida; Rhabditidae
Source: the annotation of a GenBank genome assembly